CCAAAGUGGCAACCAAUGAGGAGGCGCAGACUCCGCCAAAUAUCCAAUGGUAGCGCGGCUCCGGGCGGCUGGUGGAUGAGCGGGGGCAGUGCUGAGCUGCGGAAAAUGGCGCCCAGCUCGAACGCUGACCGAGAAGCAAAUAAACAAAAGCAGGCGAAAAAACCAAGGCAGCACCUCAUAAAACUACUCACCAAGGGGCAGAUAUCAGGCCAGCUAUCGCACCGUCUCUUUAAGAAGCUCCCUCCUCGUGUCUGUGUCUCCCUGAAGACCAUUGUGAAUGAUGAGUUCUUGCGGGCAGGGCACAUCUUCCUGGGGUUCACGAAGUGUGGUCGCUACGUGCUCUCCUACACAAGUGACUGUGGGGACGAUGACUUCUCUUUCUACAUCUACCACCUAUACUGGUGGGAGUUCAACAUCCACAGCAAGCUCAGACAGGUGCGUCAUGUUCGCUUGUUCACGGGGGAGGAGAUCUACAGUGACCUGUACCUCACGGUGUGCGAGUGGCCCAGCGACCACUCCAAAAUCAUCAUCUUUGGGUUCAACACACGCAGCUCCAGCAGCAUGCUUAUGAACAUGAUGAUGAGUGACGAGAACAACCGCGACAUCUACAUCACUGUGGUGACCAUGCCCCCCUUUCAGUCCUGCAAGGUUUGCAACGAGCUCGCGGCCACCACCAGACCAGGUGGCAGUGCCCAGUGCCUGCAGCACGGCUUCAUGCUGAACACCAAGUACCAGGUCGUGUACCCGUUCCCCACCUUCCAGCCAGCCUUCCAGCUCAAGAGGGACCAGGUGGUGCUGCUCAACACCAGCUACUCCUUGGUGGCAUGUGCGGUGUCUGUGCAUGCUGCAGGGGAGUGUGAGAGUGACCAGGUGCUGUACUGCAGGAAGGACCCCCCUCACUCAGGGCUGCCUGACGCAAUGCCUGCCUCCUCCUCGUCCUCAGCGCUUGGUAGCCCCUGCAGUUUGCAUGAUCAGAAACCACCCCCGCCUUCUUGUGAGGACCCCUCCAAGCCCCGCCCCUCCACUUCCUGCCCCGACCAAUCACUGGCUGCCUCUAAGGCUCGGGAAUUUGCAGCGGACAUCUUCAGGAUGGCCCAGGGGAGAGCAGCAGGAGAAGAGAAGAGGGAAGAGAGGGGAGGGGCGAGCAGUACCACCUGUGUCAGCACAGGCCAAGUGGAGGAAGCUUUUCAAUGCGACACAGCUUCAGUAUCAGCUUCCUCUUCCUCCUCCCCACUACAGCAAGGGGGACCCGGGGCAGAUGCUGGUUAUGUGAACUACACCAAGUUGCGCUACUGCCUGCAACCACAAGGUGGGGGAGAGCAGGAGACUGAGUAUGAAGAUGAGAAGAUCCUGCUGCCCUUUACUAUGACUGACCUAAAGGGACGGAGCCUGCAAGCACUAAGAGGGGAGGUGCAGAGUCAGGGUCAGUAUGUGAUGGUGGAGCAGCUGACUCUGGAUUUCGAGUACGUCAUCAAUGAGGUCAUUCGGAACGAUGCCGCCUGGUCCAAACAGUUCUGCUCCUUCAGUGACUAUGACAUUGUGAUCCUGGAGGUGUGUCCUGAAAUGAACCAGGUGGUGAUUAAUAUUGGGCUGCUACUCUUAGCAUUCCCUACACCAGAGGAAGGGCAGAUCAGACCCAACACAUACCACACCAGUCUGAAGGUGUCCUGGGACCUCAGUACUGGUGCCUUCAGGACUGUGGGAGUGGGGGACCUCACUGAGGUCAAGGUGCAGUCCAGUGGCAGCGUGUGGACCUCCUAUCGAAAGAGCUGUGUGAACACUGUGAUGAAGUGGCUGGUCCCAGAGAACAGCACCCGAUACAUCAACCGCAUGACUAAUGAGGCUCUGCACAAAGGGUCGUCUCUGAAAGUGCUGGCUGAUGGCGACCGAUACACCUGGAUAGUGCUGUGAAGACAGACAGACAGACGGACGGAGGGAGAGAGAGAUAGGCAGGCUCGCCUCUGGAAGAUACUGGUUAAACAACACGGAACACAACUAUUAACAACAAUAUUAAUGCAAACAAGAGCAGGAAGAAGAAAGAGUCAGAAAACUACCUCUUGAAUAUUGUCUCUGCAUUCCAAAUUUUAACGAAUUAUUAUUACUAUUAUUAUUUUUAUUGUCACAAUCAUUAGUACUGUUGUGCUUUACUGGAUCGAAACAUUUAUCUGUCUGAAGUAGGAGGGGCUGGGAGUGGGGGUUUAGACUAAAGCUGGUCCAUAUUUUACUAUUUCAGUGCUUGAAAAUCCCACUCAACCCUUCUGCCUCAUAAAAGGAAUUGGAAAUGCUGUUACUGUCCAGGUUAUGCCUGUUUUGUUACAUUUCUGUCUGAUUUGAAGGAAGCCUUGCAGAGAACACUGGGGGCUGAGUGCUGUACAAGACCAAAAGCACAACCGCAUAGUGUUUUGUAGUUGGUACAAAUCAUCUUCUCCCUAACUCUUGUAGUUGGUGUGAAUAGUCACAAACAAUAGUGCUGGCACCCUACACUUAUUAUAUCAUAAUUCAAGGUAACAGAUUAAGAACAAGCAUUUAGCAAACUUUAACCACUUUU
Molecule: messenger RNA, 2548 nt
Organism: Polyodon spathula (Mississippi paddlefish)
Lineage: Eukaryota; Metazoa; Chordata; Actinopteri; Acipenseriformes; Polyodontidae
Gene: dcaf15
Product: DDB1 and CUL4 associated factor 15
Exons: 13
Coding region: 16-1911 (631 amino acids)
Biological process (GO): protein ubiquitination
Cellular component (GO): Cul4-RING E3 ubiquitin ligase complex
Source: RefSeq, a predicted model, not a curated record